GCAUCGCUGCGUGCGAGUGGAGAAACGAAACGUCGUUCUGUUUCUAUCUUCAUCGAUGAUUUGUAGUGCGAACGACAGUUUCAUGGCAAAACAUUCCUUGUCCUGCUCAAAAUGAUUUUAGGGACAAUAUCUAGACUUUGCACGUUAAAUUUUCCCGCUAAAGCUUUUUGCAAAAUAUUUGCUGUUGUGUAAUACUGCUGAAACAAAAUGUUGGAAACUUGGGAUCAUCAUUUUCUGCCAAAUAAGAAGGUUUCAUCCUUGGAUACAGAACAGCUUUUUUACAGAGUUAUUGUAGCUUUAUUUCUACUUCUUAUUGGAACGAAGGGAUCUCACCAGAACGUUCUGUCAACCGAUGCUUCAGUGAUUAAGAAAACACUUUUACCCGAGGAAGAGAAUAUUGGAGAACACUGGGACGUCGAGCAGUAUAUGCUUCCUGUAUUUGAUAACAGCACAGCUAGAAGUGUAUCAGUUCAGCGUGGACAAACUGCGUUUCUUCACUGUAUCGUUCAUAACUUAGGAGACAAGACGGUAUCCUGGAUUCGAAGAAAAGAUUUUCAUAUUCUGACGGUAGGGACCGACACUUACAUCAGUGACUAUCGUUUUCAAACCGUCCGAAUAAGCCAUGAUAACGACUGGGUUUUGCAGAUGAGGUUCGCACAGUUAAAAGAUGGAGGUAUCUACGAAUGCCAAGUGAGCACCGACCCGAAAAUUAGCUUUUUUGUAAACCUGACAGUCCUAGUUGCAGAAGCUUACAUACAAGGUGGUCCGAAAAUCAUUGUGGAGAAAGAUAGUUCAAUCGAACUCACCUGCGUUAUUAGAAACAGUCCCGAUCCUCCUACUUUCGUCUUCUGGUAUCACAAUAAUCGAAUGAUAAACUAUGACUCGGCUCGUGGGCACAUUUCCGUUAAAAAGGCGGAAGGUAACACAGUGAUAAGUAAACUCCAUAUCAAAGAUAUUGGAAAAUCAGAAAGCGGUAAUUAUACCUGUGGACCAUCGAAUGCUAAUCCUGCAAGCGUCUCUCUUGUUAUAUCAAAUGGAGAGAAACCAGCUGCAAUGCAACACGAUGGAAAUUGUUCACCGCUAAACGGAGUCCAAACAAGAACAUCAUUGUUUUGGAAUCUACCUUUGGUCUUCUUCCUGAUGAGCUACGUGGCCAGAUGAUUUGACUAAAACGAUCAGUUGUUGCAUUUAUUGCUUGCUCAACCACGUCCAGUCCGACUAUUUCAAAAGAGGAUUGCUUAUUUGAAUUAAGGUUAAAACAAACAGCUUUACUUGGACCUAACAGGUUAAAAACUCUGACGCUGUUACUAACAGUUUUUGGCACUUACCAUCCGAAUUCAAAACAGGCUAUACGUAUUAUCAUCUUUAUUACAAUGAGAUUGAGCAGACUGUUUUAAUCAAUGUACUGAAUACCUAUCUCUUCUUUACUAGCUUACGAAACCCAAAUCUCAUAAUAAGAAUGAACACUAGUAAUUCAUAUUGCAUGUUGCUAUGGGCCAAAUACCCACUAAGUAACCACUUUAAGUAUGUAUAUGUAUGCGAACUGAUUUGAGAUAAUGUAUAACUGGGAUUAAAGGUUUUCACAAAUGACUGCAUGAUCGAGAAAAAUAAGUCGUUUUGAAAAUCGACGUCGGUCAGUUUAGCUAUUGUUUGUGUUUGGAAAAGAAGAACAUCUGAUUGUCUUGGAAACUUUUCAUGCUCUUGAUGCAGUUAGCAUCUAAGAUCUUAAGGAAAUGAAAUUUUAAAGCUUAUUUUCAAAGAGCAGAAAGUUUAAAAUUUGGUUCUUGUUUUAUUGUUGUUUACGAUAUUUCGAGCUCCUUCUGAGUGAGUAUAUAAAUAUAUAGACUUAUGUAUAUAAUUUUCAUAUAUAUAAUUUGUCAGCCUAAUAAUAAAAGUGUAGUCGGCUUUUUGUUAAAAAAACAACAACAAAAUUGCUCGAAAUGAGAGUUCAGUUGAAUUUGUUAUUACUAUCCUUUUCAUUUAGUGUAUAGAUUAAACAGACAAAUAAAGAAAUGGAAAUUUCAGUAGCAAAUAUGUAAACUUUGAUUCUCGGUAUGUGAAUUAGACGUGUUUUUCAAAUGAUAUCUAGAAAAUAUGAAGAUCGUAUGCUCAUUUCUGAGAAAUUCAAGUUUCCAA
This is a messenger RNA of Limulus polyphemus (Atlantic horseshoe crab), 2136 nucleotides long. RefSeq names its product zwei Ig domain protein zig-8-like. The transcript has 5 exons. Gene Ontology annotation, cellular component: neuron projection membrane. Bases 208 to 1161 code for a protein of 317 amino acids. NCBI's taxonomy places the organism in Eukaryota, Metazoa, Arthropoda, Merostomata, Xiphosura, Limulidae. Gene Ontology annotation, biological process: synapse organization. The record is from RefSeq and is a predicted model, not a curated record.